AUGGGGAGCAUCGAUUGCAUGCAUUGGGAGUGGAAAAAUUGUCCAGCUGGAUGGAAAGGAAUGUAUCAAGGAAGAUCUAAAAGGGCAACGGUGAUCUUAGAAGUUGUUGUUUCUUGGGAUUUAUGGAUUUGGCAUGCCUUUUUUGGCACGCCAGGGACAUGUAACGAUAUAAAUGUUCUUCAACGUUCUCCCGUCUUUGACGAUAUUUUAAAUGGUCGAGCUCCACAAGUUAAUUUCACUGUGAAUGGAAAUACCUAUAACCAAGGAUAUUAUCUCACAGAUGGGAUUUAUCCAAAAUGGGCAACAUUUAUUUCCGCUAUUACCUCCCCACAAACCCCUAAACAGAAGUUGUUUACAAUCAAACAAGAGAGUAUUAGAAAAGAUGUUGAGCGUGCAUUUGGUGUGCUACAAGCUCGAUUUGCAAUAAUUAGACAUCCGGCUUUGGCAUGGAGUGUCGAAAUGCUAUGGAAAAUCGUGAUGGCGUGUAUUAUCAUGCACAAUAUGAUUGUAGAAGACGAGCGCGAUAAUUACAUGAAUUAUUGGGAUCCAACGGAAUUUUCCACCGAACAACCUGAGAAUCUAGCAGGAUCAUCAAGGAGAGGAGCAACAACUUUCACCGUUACCCCUGGGCGUUAUAAAGAUCAAAAUUUAGCUACAUUGAUGGCUACACGAGAAAAUCUUUGUGAUAAACAAAUUAAUACAUCUUUGAAGAAUGAUUUGCUGGAACAUAUAUGGGCUAGUUUUGGGAGCACUUUUGUCAACUCACCUUAA
Molecule: messenger RNA, 771 nt
Organism: Chenopodium quinoa (quinoa)
Lineage: Eukaryota; Viridiplantae; Streptophyta; Magnoliopsida; Caryophyllales; Amaranthaceae
Exons: 1
Coding region: 1-771 (256 amino acids)
Source: RefSeq, a predicted model, not a curated record